This is a messenger RNA of Lottia gigantea (owl limpet), 552 nucleotides long. RefSeq lists its product as hypothetical. Bases 1 to 552 code for a protein of 183 amino acids. The record is from RefSeq and is a predicted model, not a curated record. NCBI's taxonomy places the organism in Eukaryota, Metazoa, Mollusca, Gastropoda, Lottiidae. The transcript has a single exon.
AUGGUUUUGGAAGCUGGUUCAAAUCCGAUAGAAACAAUCAAACACCCUGGGGAAUUCGACACAAUGUUGAAAACAGUUUUAUAUCCUAAAGAUUUCGAUUCAGUCUCAGGUUGGAUACCCGAUGUUGGUGAUGGAAGUGUUUUAAAAGAACCGGUAAGAAAUGUUGCAAAUGAUGCUGAUUUAGCUAGAGUGAGAGUUGUUGCUCGAAACACAAUAGAAAGUGUAGCACGAGCAGCUAAUCAUGGAUUUGAAAAACGAGUACUUCAGUACAAUAAUAUUGUUGAGAAUAAUAUGUGGGGUAAUUACUUAAAUUGGAAAUUAUAUCCUUUAUUCGGUCUGUUCGAACAUAAAAAAGUUUCCAUAGGGUUACCAUAUAUAAUUCAUCUACAAAGAGAAAUCAACGAUGAUAAGAUAUUUUUUGGAGAGAAUGGUUCAGAUGCAAAAUUAGAAAUAACGAAUCUCCAACUUUUCAUACCCGUAAUAAAACCAUCAAUUGAAGUAGAAACGAGAACAUUCAACUCGUUAACUAAAGAUAUUGAAAUAGCAUCGUAA